AUGGCCGCCAACCUGCACCUGGGCCACGCACGGGCCGUCUGGAACAAAAACAUGCUGCCUUACAUCUAUGGCGAGCGCCAGGGGAUACAUAUCAUCAACCUCGAGCAUACGCUGGUCAUGUUACGCAGGGCCAUUAACGUGACCCGCGAGGUGGCCAUGAACGGAGGAAAUAUCCUUUUUGUGGGAACUCGGCCAGCGAUCCACGCAAUCACCGUGGCCGCGGCACAGCGGGCGGACGCUUACUUUGUGACGGCUUGGGUUGGCGGGACCAUCACGAACAAGGAGCGGGUGUUGCGUCGAAGUGUGGGGUACGAUCCGGAUAAGGCCCGAAGCUCGCAACCUUACGUGCACACACCGGACUUGAUAAUCAUUCUCGAUCUCCCGAAUAACGGCUUCGCAGUGCGGGAAGCGAACCAGGCCAAUAUUCCCAUCAUUGCCCUCUGCGACACAGACUGCAACCCGCGGCGGGUACAAUAUCCCAUUCCCGCCAACGAUGAUGCAUUGACUGGGGUCGAGCUGAUUGCGGGAGCUCUAGCUUUGGCCAGCAGGGAAGGCAGAACGAUGCGAGACAAGUUGCAGCAGGAGGAAUACCAAGGGAGAUGA
This is a messenger RNA of Fimicolochytrium jonesii, 603 nucleotides long. Its product is annotated as ribosomal protein S2, flavodoxin-like domain-containing protein. Gene Ontology annotation, biological process: translation. Gene Ontology annotation, molecular function: structural constituent of ribosome. The record is from RefSeq and is a predicted model, not a curated record. The coding region runs from base 1 to 603 and encodes 200 amino acids. Lineage: Eukaryota; Fungi; Chytridiomycota; Chytridiomycetes; Spizellomycetales; Powellomycetaceae. Gene Ontology annotation, cellular component: mitochondrial small ribosomal subunit; ribosome. The transcript has 2 exons.